AAAAGUUCAAGCACUUCCCAGGAUGCAUCCUCCACUCAGAGAAUGCGUAUAGAUCCACUUGGUAGGAGGGCAACUAUGUUGGUGCAGUUUCUGCUGGAGAGGUAUAAAAUGAAGGAGCCUGUUAAGCAGGCAGAUAUGCUGAAGGUGGUCAGCAGGAAGUACAAGCAGCACUUCCCUGACCUCUUCAGGAAAUCCUGUGAGCUCAUGGAGCUGAUCUUUGCAUUGAGUGCAGAGUCAACCCAGCACUUAUUCCUUGUCAGCAAGCUGGGCUCUCCAGAGGGUAGUAGGGGCUUGCCCAAGACCGGUAUCAUCAUGACACUCCUGGGUGUGAUCUUCAUGAGGGGCAACCGGGCCACUGAGGAAGAGAUGUGGCAUUUCCUCAAUGCCUUGGGGAUAUAUGCAGGGCAGAGGCACUUAAUCUUUGGGGAACCUCGGAAGCUAAUUACCAAAGAUUUGGUUCAGGAAAAGUACCUGGAGUACCGUCAGACACCUGGCAGUGAUCCUCCUAGCUAUGAAUUCCUGUGGGGUUCCAGAGCCCUAGCUGAAACUAGCAAAAUGAAAGUCCUGGAAAUUUUGGCGAAGAUCAAUGAUACGGACCCCAGGGCUUUCCCUGUUCUAUAUGAUGAGGCGUUGAGAGAUCAGGCAGCAAGAGCAGGAGGGAGGGCUGCAGCUGGUACCCACACCAUUGCCCAGGCUAGGGUUCCUUGCAAAUCCAUGUCCUUCUGUGCCUCCCAAAAUUAG
Molecule: messenger RNA, 741 nt
Organism: Castor canadensis (American beaver)
Lineage: Eukaryota; Metazoa; Chordata; Mammalia; Rodentia; Castoridae
Product: melanoma-associated antigen B4-like
Biological process (GO): negative regulation of transcription by RNA polymerase II
Cellular component (GO): nucleus
Source: RefSeq, a predicted model, not a curated record